Molecule: messenger RNA, 1548 nt
Organism: Anopheles coustani
Lineage: Eukaryota; Metazoa; Arthropoda; Insecta; Diptera; Culicidae
Product: endoplasmic reticulum-Golgi intermediate compartment protein 3
Exons: 6
Coding region: 122-1282 (386 amino acids)
Biological process (GO): retrograde vesicle-mediated transport, Golgi to endoplasmic reticulum; endoplasmic reticulum to Golgi vesicle-mediated transport
Cellular component (GO): endoplasmic reticulum; Golgi membrane; endoplasmic reticulum membrane
Source: RefSeq, a predicted model, not a curated record
GCAAACGACACGAAUUUCUAGGUUUUGUUGUGCAUGUUUUAUCCAGUGAAUGUUUUUUACCGUGUCCGUUCUACUCGUUACAACCGGAACAAUCCAAGAUUCUGUCCAUUAAAUCCAAACUAUGAGGUUUCUAGACUCUUUGCGUCGAUUAGAUGCCUAUCCGAAGAUAGACAAUGAGUUUAGCAUUCGCACGGUUAGCGGAGCGGCACUCACGCUUAUAAGCACAAUCGUAAUUGUAACACUAGUGAUAGGCGAAAUCAAUGCCUACCUUUCACCAAACAUUUCCGAGGAGUUGUUUGUGGAUACGACCCGCGGGCACAAGCUUAAAAUUAACCUAGACUUUACCAUACCUCGGAUAUCUUGUGACUACGUUUCACUAGAUGCACAAGAUUCCACCGGAGAGCAGCAUUUGCACAUUGAGCACAAUAUUUACAAACGGAGGGUGGAUUUAAACGGCAAUCAGAUUGAGGAACCUAAGAAAGAGGACAUCCAGGCUUCGACUAAACGCAUUGCGAGCACCGAGUCACCGGUAACCACAACGGUCAAGCCAACCUGCGGUAGUUGCUAUGGUGCUGAGAGAAAUGCUUCACAAUGCUGCAACACCUGCCAGGAUGUAAUCGAUGCCUACCGAGAAAGGAAAUGGAAUCCGAAUGUGGAGGAUUUCGAGCAGUGUAAAAAUAGCAAAGAUGGUAGUGUUGAAGGGAAAGCCUUCAGCGAAGGAUGUCACAUCUACGGUACGAUGGAAGUGAACCGUGUCGAGGGUCGGUUUCAUAUCGCACCGGGCAAAAGCUUCUCCAUCAACCACAUACACGUCCACGACGUGCAACCGUACUCCUCUGCACGGUUCAACACGACACACAAAAUCAAUACGCUUUCGUUCGGUGAGCAGUUUGGUUUCGGAACGACAAGACCUCUGGAUGGCCUUAUGGUGGAAGCAACGGAAGGUGCUAUGAUGUUCCAGUAUUACAUUAAAAUAGUUCCAACGAUGUUCGUGCCGCUCAAUGGACCGACUCUCUAUACGAAUCAAUUUUCCGUAACAAAGCACCAGAAAAGUGUGACUGCCAUGAGUGGCGAAACGGGAAUGCCUGGCAUAUUCGUCAACUACGAACUGUCGCCGUUGAUGGUAAAAUAUACGGAAAAACGAAACUCAAUCGGACAUCUCGCUACGAAUGUAUGUGCAAUAAUUGGUGGCAUCUUCACGGUCGCUGGCAUAAUUGAUUCUGUGCUCUUCGCUUCCAUCCAUGUGAUAAGACGAAAAAUUGAGCUGGGAAAAGCCAGCUAAUGUCCAUUCUAACAUUUUAGCCGAAUGAAAACGAGAAUCUCUAUCUACGCUCUUCUACUAUUUCAAAUUCCAACCAAUACGAUAUUUUUUUCUUCUGUUUAUUAUGCUGCAUAGACUAAAAUAUAUUUUUAUUGUUCACAGUGUUUUCAAGAAGCGAUUGAAGCAUUCCAUGUUCGAUUUGGCUAUUUCUGUAACAAACUUCUCAUCGGUCCCUUCGGCCAGUGAUUUUAGCGGAAUAUAAAGCUCCUUCCUGGGGUCAUAUUGUA